Molecule: messenger RNA, 258 nt
Organism: Sphenostylis stenocarpa
Lineage: Eukaryota; Viridiplantae; Streptophyta; Magnoliopsida; Fabales; Fabaceae
Source: the annotation of a GenBank genome assembly
AUGAGAAGGAAGAGAGUGAAGAAUUGGAACAAGGAGGAACUGAUUCUCCUUGGAGUUCUGGAGAAGUGGGAGAAAGAAGAAAAUGAGAAGAAUCGUGGGAUCUAUGAGAAACUGGAUUCGUACUCAAAGUGUGCACAAAAGCACGCAGACAAUGAAAUUGGGGUAGCUGUGGCUCAAAGGAAUGAGGUAGAUGGAGCAGUGGAUUCUUAUAAUGUUGGAAUGAAGAGGAGUUUGGUAGAAGCGAUGACAUUGAAGUGA